AGUCAAGCGAAGAGGAAGAGCUAACCGGUGCACGCACGCGCGGGCAACUGCUCGCGCGCGCGCACGCAGACGUAACACAGCAGUCAUUACCUCGACAGACUCAUUUCCUAUUUAAAAAAAAGAUAAGCCUUCCAUUCGGAUAAUGUUUUUAUUUUUAUUUUAUUUUGAUAUUAUCAAGUUGGAUUAUUUGUUAUGAGGCGGCACACUCAAGCAGAUGUGUUGGACGGACGCUUCCCUUUUUUUGGAGGGGGGGCUGACGAGCGCUUGCGCGUACCCGUUUCCUAGCGAUGACGACAGAAGCGAUUAUUUUGGCACGUGUGAAGACAAAUCCGACGUUCCGCAGCGAAGACAACACGGCGGACGCCGGCGCUGCUCUCCGCGUGGACCCGCUCGCCUCCCUCUGCGCGGACUCCGAGUCCGCGAUGGGAAAAAAGCUCCUGAGUGAAAGCGUUGGUCCACCGGGUCAGCAACCCGCCCGCGCGGAUCCGGCCCACCUCGACGCAUCCGUCCCGCCUCCUUAUGGAUUCCGCAAGACUCCGUCGGCAGAGCCGCAGAAAAUCCCGCUUCUCCCUUCAGCCGCAGGCGUCGCCACAGUCGAUGGCAAGCCUCGGGAUUGGGGUCUGAAUAGUAUCGCCAGCUUCCUGAAAAUCAGCCCUUACGCCGCCGCAAGCAUGUACCCCUUUCUCGACAUGGCGUACAAGGCCGCGCUCAUGGCCCCCCCUUCCCCAUUCCUCUACCAGCACUUCGCGUACCCGUCUUGGUGCCAGAUGCCGGAAAGCGGCUCACCUGAAGACGGACUCUUUUACUACUACGUUCCCGCGCAUCUUUCUUCCCAUCCGGAGCCCGACUUGCGAAUGUACGCAUCCAGCCCGGCCGCCGUGUCGCCUCGGCGCUCGUUACGGGGCCGUCGGCAAGCAUCGGACUUCGGCAUCUCUCCGCGCCAGGAUUCCGCUUUUCCUUUUAACGAGCGCCAUCUUAGCAAGAGUAGCGCAAACUCCUCCCUCUCCACAUCUACGAACGCCGGUUCCACCGGCGACGGGAGCUUCGCUCGGGAUCCGCUCAACGACUUUGUUCCUGCGUCUGCCUCUGUGACACUUCCGGUGUCGCUUCCAACAGCAGACUCCCGGGAGAUUUCAAAGAGGUCGUCAGCCCAACGUUGUGGCUUUUCUCCCUUCCGCGAUGGUUCCGGUUGUGGUUCUGAGCCAGAUCCCCCGAAACCGACCGGCGGCAGCCCAGAUCGCCGUACGACCGAGAAGUCCCCGUCGUCCCCCGCAAGGACAUCCGUCGACGGAAAAGUGCAUCGACUGCCGUUGGAUCUGUCUGCCAAGAAGAUGAAAAGCUCGACAAACGGGUUCCGGUCCAACUCGGACUUCAUAGCCCGGUCGAGUUACGGGCCCCAGACUGGAGAUGCCCGGUGCUUUUUUCCUCCUCCAACACGAUCAGCAAAGACUUCGGAACCUCCCGAAGUCUUGAAGUCUUUGAAUUUGGAUCAGGGGGCAGUUGGCAGACCGUCCUCACAAAGAUCUUCCGAAUCCUUCUCUUCGACGCAGUUGGUCCGAGGUCAAGACAACCAGACAAAUCUACGCGAGCCACGACAGCCCAACGUUGAACCGGGAUCGACUUCCGGAACGAUCCGCGCUGACUCUUUUGGUUUAGGCUUCGGCAAUGGCUCCCUUCUUCCAUAUUUGACGGCGGACGAGGCGUCCUUGCGGCGCAUGUCCGUCGUCUCAGGCAAAGGCGCCGUCCACCGCUACCCCGUCCUCCUUGGCCAGGGCAGCGGUCUGACUCGCACGCCUACAAAACAGGGUCCGCCACACGGAGAAGAUUCCCUGGCUCCUGCCGCCACCUUCGCAGACCCCAAACAAAUGUCCGAAACACGUCAUGGAGGCCAAAACCGAAGACCGAGCCAGACCAGGAAAGCCGAUCCCGAGCGCAGCCGACGGGCUUCAAAGCAACCCUUCAAAUCUUUUUGCGAUAGUGUUGGCGAGAGCGUCGUCGCCGUUGAAGACGUCGAUGAGACUGGAGUGCGACGGGGCGUCCGAGCCCCCACGUUCCAACCGCAUCCUCUUCGUCGCAGGUGUUCUUCGCCCGCUCCCGCCCCCAGCAAGGAAAUCUCAACGGAAGCUUCUCUUAGUCCACCUCCGGAACUGCCCGUCCAGCAGACGUCGCAUUGUGCCCGAACGUCUCCUGAACAGUUCUCCAAAAAGAAGCAAACCGGAACCCCGUCCGGUUGUGACGGCUCGGCAAGAUGCGGACGUGGUGCCAAUGGACUCGAUGAAGGCCAUGACGAGGACCAGCUGGAUCGGAGGCCGUCUUGGCGCACCGAUGCUAGUCAAGAAAGCGCUUACGUCCGCUGCAGUACCGCACGGUUCCUGAACGAUGCGACUGUUGGACGCACUUCUCAAGCGGAUGGUCCGGUUUUCACCAGGAAGACGACGACAUGCGGCGAUACACCUUUGCAGGUGCCGGCCGACGUAGUCGACGCCGACAAAGAGUCCUGCGUCUCCAUCGUCCAAAGGGAACAAAACUCGGCAGAUGACCGCCGAGGCGUUGAUCUCAGGCAUCCGGCGUACGGAUGCGCCGUCGGCGAGCGCUUAGGUCAAGAUCCUUUGCCGGGAAAGAAUUCCGGGGUCGUCUUUAGAGACGGCGAGAAGAACAGCUCGGAUAUCAUGGACGUCCAAGUUGCUGAGGGCAAGGAUACUCGCAUCAGCACCCCCGCAGAAUCCUUUUCUGGCUCUUUGGACAGUCGAGCAAAAUAUGAGACGGAGGAAUCUCGUGCUCGCCCUCGUCAAGAGCGGUCGAAGCCGAAGGAAAACCAGGACGACGAGACGGCGGCAUCAAGGGAGGCCGAGCCGGCAGACGGCCCGCCGUGCGACGCAGGCGGAGCUGAAGGGGGGUGGUUGGAGCUCUGCCGACAGAGCGAGGGGAGGGGCGGAGGCCCCGUCCCGACACUCCGCGUCGACGCACAGAAAGAUGCACAAGCAUCAAGCAUUUGCGUCACGCCGGAGCACCGCCGUGCCAAUGACCUUGUCGGCAAGGAUGGCUGCUCACCGGAGAAGGAAGAAAGGCAAGAGGCUCCUCCCGUCACCGGCGUCGCUGGAUUUCACUGCAACAAAGCGUCCUCCGUGACGGGCCUGAGCGAUUUGGAUCCCGACCUGGCGACAAACCACCAGCGCGUUUUGGGCCCGGAGCCGUUUCACCGGUGCAGCAUCAGUGGUCGUUGGGUGAAGCGAAGAAGAACGCAGGACAACGACGGUAUAAGCAGAAUUGCGUUCUUUUCAAUCGACAGUCCAUUGAUCCGUUGGCUGACCCAAUUUCGAGUUUUUUUGACUUGA
Hippocampus zosterae (dwarf seahorse) is the source of this 3335-nucleotide messenger RNA. RefSeq lists its product as uncharacterized. The transcript is spliced from 4 exons. Bases 288 to 3335 code for a protein of 1015 amino acids. The record is from RefSeq and is a predicted model, not a curated record. NCBI's taxonomy places the organism in Eukaryota, Metazoa, Chordata, Actinopteri, Syngnathiformes, Syngnathidae.